Molecule: messenger RNA, 1290 nt
Organism: Phaeoacremonium minimum UCRPA7
Lineage: Eukaryota; Fungi; Ascomycota; Sordariomycetes; Togniniales; Togniniaceae
Product: putative carbohydrate esterase family 3 protein
Exons: 3
Coding region: 1-1290 (429 amino acids)
Molecular function (GO): phosphatidylcholine lysophospholipase A1 activity
Source: RefSeq, a predicted model, not a curated record
AUGACAUCCAUCCAUGUGUUCGGCCUGCUGGCCUCGCUCAUAUUUGCCUUCUGUAGUUUUUCCCUUGCUAUCGAGCACUCAGACGGCUCGUCCCCCUAUGGCGAUGGUUUCGCUCCAGAUGUUAUUCUUAAUGGCACGUCUUGGGACCAUGACUAUCCCGCUUUUGAGGGCACCAGCGCUCCAGACUUGGGCGGCGACAUCGAUGACUCCAACGGGACGGACAGCAGCCCAGAUCUGAGCCGUAGGGCCGCUCAAGACUUCUAUCUCCGAGUCAUGCCACUAGGUGCCUCCAUCACAGAGGGUGUGCAGUCUACAGACGGCAAUGGCUAUCGCAAAUGGCUCCGGUCUCAGCUCCGGUGGAUGGGCUGGAAAGUCAUUAUGGUUGGCUCCAAGGUGAAUGGCAACAUGGCGGAUAGGGAUAAUGAAGGCCAUUCGGGAUGGGUCAUCACCGAGAUUCAAUCUGCCUUUCGCUCGUCAGCAUGGAUGAUGCCCAACGUGGUACUGAUUAACGCCGGAACGAACGACUGCAACUACAACACAGAUCCGGGCAAUGCGGGUGCCCGCCUCAGGGGUAUGCUUGACGAAAUCUACAAUACCGUCCCCGGCGUGACCAUCAUCGUCUCCACCCUGGCAAGAAGCCGCAACACCGACAGCUGCGCGGGCAGCGUCAGCCAGCAGUACCGCGACCUGGUCAAGAACAGCUACCAGGGCGCGCGCAUCGCGGUGGCCGACUUCUACAGCGUCAUGCAGAUGAGCGACCUCUCCAGCGACGGCAUCCACCCGAACAAUUUCGGCUACAAGCUGUUUGCCGCGGUUUGGUGGGACGCCAUCAGGAGGGUCGAAAGCAGGAUCCAGCCCCCGGCGCAGGUUGCGAACCUUGACGACGCGGCUGCCAGUGCGGCGAGGACGUGCAACAAGGUUGCAGGCAAUGCCCGCGGCCCGGUCCAAUCUCAGGUUGGCAGUGGCCAUGACGACGGCAAAUACGUACACAAUAGGAUCGAGAAAGGGGCGCUCAUCUCAGCCCGUAUUGAGAAGAGAGAUGAUCCCAAGUCGAUCACGGAUGCAAUUCCGUGGCAUAUGUUCUUUGCCAACAUCGUAGUCAACAACCCGAACUUCAGCCGAAAGGAGGCCCUUGACGACUGGAUCCGUGUGUUCCACGAUACAAAUGGGAGAAACACAUACAACUACCGCCAGAAUCAGGGUAACGGAAACUUCGGACCAUCUACGACCUUCGAUGUUGAUAUGGAUUGCAAUUCCGGGCCAUGUGAGUGGACACAGUCUGCGCCGUAA